AUUUACGGAAAGCAAAGAAGGACAUAUCGCGAGUAUGAUGCACACACGUGAAACACACGAAAGCAAGGCGGUCUGUUAAAAUCGUGUUUUAUUUUGCAUUAAAAUGAGCGUAACAAGAGAUCAACACGGCGGAGAGGUGGAUGAUGAUCGUUUUUUCCUCGACCAAGUUCUGGACAAGUUGUAUGAUUUCGGUCAACACAAACGACUGAAGAAGUCUCAGAAAAGGAAGAACUUCACUAAAGAUGAGAAAGAUACUGUCCAACAUGACACAGACUCAGAGCAGCCCAUGACUAACUCAACAGUAUGUGGAAGCUUACCAUCCGGAGCUAAACAAUCUAAUGUGGAGGUUGUUACAUUUAUUGAUCCUCGGAGGAAGAACCAAUUAUCAAAGGCUGUUGAACUAGUUAAGAAGGCUCCUCCUGAGAGGAAAGAAGUCAAAGAGAAGAAAAAAGUCCCAGAUGAGAAACUAACGAUAGAAAAGGCCCGGCUCGAGGUUCACAGGUUUGGACUGUCAGGGUACGAGAGGCAGCAGCAGAGGGUCUUUGAGCAGGACAGAGCCAUCAUGCUGGGAGCCAGACCCCCUAAAAGGCAGUAUGUUAACUACAAAGUGUAUCAACAAAACAUAAAAGAACGGAAGAUUAAAGAGAAAGAAGAAGCAAAAUCCGAAUCGCAGAACAAAAGAAGGAAAGAAGGACAACCAAGGACUGAGAGAAGUAAAUCCUCCUCUAGCGGAGAGCUCGGUGGACAAGUCGGACGCUUCAAAAAUGGAAUGCUGGUCUUGAGCUCCAGAGACAUUCAGAAAUAUAAAGUUAAAGUCAAAAAAGGAACAGAAGAUGAUUAGCAACAGAAAACACAAAUGCAGGAGCAUUUAUACUUACACUUGUAUGGAAUAUCACACUUUGUCUGAACUGGAAUAAAAAUGCGCCUUAUUUUGCCUCGGUCAUUAUACGCACAUAUUUACAUAUCCUUGUUGUUUAUUUUCUGGUUUCUUUCACUGUUCGUGCUGAAUGACAUAAAUGGCACUACUCAUGCAGCUUUUUGAGGUGUACUUUUACCUUUUUACUAUACUUUUUUUAUAGAAUAAAUAAUGCUGAAACACAUAUUUUUGGAGUUUAAACGACCAAUUUUAAGUCAUGUGAAAAAGUAAGUAAGAAAAUAAUGACACGUGGAUCUGUCAUCACAGUUUUAUUGUUUAUUAAAAGGGAAAGACGCUGUUUUUCUUCCACACUAAGUAGUAAGAAAAGAAUGUCAUGUACAAUGCAUUUGAUAUACAAACCACAAAGACAUACAAAAUAUCACAUUAGUAAGAGGAAACGAGAGCUCGAGAUCACACACAGAAAAAGAGCAGCGAAGACUCACACACGUUGGUUUUCGUCGAGGAUGAUGAUGAAUCAUGAAGAUGUCACACAACGUGUGUGAGGCCUGUGUCUGCAGGAUCGAUGGAAAGAUGCGUUCGGGAAAAAGUUCGUCGUCUUUCCUUUUCGAACUCUUCACAAUGAGAUAAGCUGAGGGCCGAACACCUGACUAAUGUACAUCCACACAAGCAAUAUGUUGUAUAUAAAAAUAAAUCCUUAAACGCUUGAUACAGUGACAGAUUUUCUGUUAAUUCAUGGGACUAUGGGACGUUUUCUGAUGAUGGUCAUAUUAAGCAUUCGCCUGUAUAACAAACACCCCAAGACCAUUUCAUUUUG
Molecule: messenger RNA, 1691 nt
Organism: Pimephales promelas (fathead minnow)
Lineage: Eukaryota; Metazoa; Chordata; Actinopteri; Cypriniformes; Leuciscidae
Gene: fsaf1
Product: 40S small subunit processome assembly factor 1
Source: RefSeq, a predicted model, not a curated record